AGUGAACUUCACUGUUGAUCAAAUGCGUGGCCUUAUGGACGUUGUCACCAACGUCCGUAACAUGUCUGUUAUUGCUCACGUCGAUCAUGGUAAAUCUACCUUGACCGAUUCCUUGGUCCAAAAGGCCGGUAUCAUCUCCGCCGCCAAGGCCGGUGAUGCCCGUUUCAUGGACACCAGAAAGGAUGAACAAGAAAGAGGUAUUACCAUCAAGUCUACCGCUAUCUCCUUGUACUCUGAGAUGUCUGACGAGGACGUUAAGGACAUCAAGCAGAAGACCGUUGGUAACUCUUUCUUGAUCAACUUGAUCGAUUCCCCAGGUCACGUUGAUUUCUCCUCUGAAGUCACCGCUGCUUUGCGUGUUACCGAUGGUGCCUUGGUUGUCGUCGAUUGUGUUGAAGGUGUGUGUGUCCAGACCGAAACCGUUUUGCGUCAAGCUUUGGGUGAACGUAUCAAGCCAGUUGUCAUUAUCAACAAGGUUGAUCGUGCCAUGUUGGAAUUGCAGAUCACCAAGGAAGACUUGUACCAGUCCUUUGCCCGUACCGUUGAGUCCGUCAACGUUAUUAUCUCCACCUACUCCGAAAAGGACUUGGGUGACGCCCAGGUCUACCCAGACCAGGGUACCGUCGCUUUUGGUUCCGGUUUGCACGGUUGGGCCUUCACCGUCCGUCAGUUCGCCUCCAGAUACGCCAAGAAGUUCGGUGUCGACAAGACCAAGAUGAUGCAGAGAUUGUGGGGUGACUCCUACUUCAACCCAAAGACCAAGAAGUGGACUAACAAGGAGAAGGACGCCGAUGGCAAGUCCUUGGACCGUGCGUUCAACAUGUUCAUCUUGGACCCAAUCUUCAGAUUGUUUGCUUCCAUCAUGAACUUCAAGAAGGACGAGAUCCCAGCUUUGUUGGAGAAGUUGGAAAUUGUCUUGAAGGGUGACGAGAAGGACUUGGAAGGCAAGGCCUUGUUGAAGGUUGUCAUGAGAAAGUUCUUGCCAGCCGCCGACGCCUUGUUGGAAAUGAUUGUCAUUCACUUGCCAUCCCCAGUCACCGCCCAGUUCUACAGAGCUUCCACUUUGUACGAAGGUCCAUCUGACGAUCCAUCCUGUAUCGCCAUCAGAGACUGUGACCCAACCGCUGACUUGAUGUUCUACGUCUCCAAGAUGGUUCCAACCUCCGACAAGGGUAGAUUCUACGCCUUCGGUCGUGUCUUUGCCGGUACCAUCAAGUCUGGCCAGAAGGUCAGAAUCCAGGGUCCAAACUACGUCGUCGGUAAGAAGGAUGACUUGUUCCUCAAGUCCAUCCAGAGAACCGUCUUGAUGAUGGGUAGAUUCGUUGAGCCAAUCGAUGACUGUCCAGCCGGUAACAUUGUCGGUUUGGUCGGUGUCGAUCAGUUCUUGUUGAAGUCUGGUACCAUCACCACCUCCGAACUCUCCCACAACUUGAAGGUCAUGAAGUUCUCUGUCUCUCCAGUUGUGCAGGUUGCCGUUGAAGUUAAGAACGCCAACGAUUUGCCAAAGUUGGUUGAAGGUUUGAAGAGAUUGUCCAAGUCUGACCCAUGUGUUUUGACCUACAUGUCCGAAUCCGGUGAGCACAUUGUUGCCGGUACCGGUGAAUUGCACUUGGAGAUUUGUUUGUCCGAUUUGGAACACGACCACGCCGGUAUUCCAUUGAAGAUCUCUCCACCAGUGGUUGCUUACCGUGAAACCGUCGAAGCCGAAUCUUCCAUGAUUGCUUUGUCCAAGUCUCCAAACAAGCAUAACAGAAUCUACGUCAAGGCCCAGCCAAUCGACGAAGAGGUCUCUGUUGCCAUUGAGAGUGGUAAGAUUAACCCAAGAGAUGAUUUCAAGGCCCGUGCCAGAAUCAUGGCUGACGAAUACGGUUGGGAUGUGGUUGAUGCCAGAAAGAUCUGGUGUUUCGGUCCAGAUGGUAACGGUCCUAACUUGGUUGUUGACCAGACUAAGGCCGUCCAGUACUUGUCUGAAAUCAAGGACUCCGUCGUUGCCGCUUUCCAGUGGGCCACCAAGGAAGGUCCAAUCUUUGGUGAGAACAUGAGAUCCGUCCGUGUUAACAUCAUGGAUGUUACCUUGCACACUGAUGCUAUCCACAGAGGUGGUGGUCAGAUCAUCCCAACCAUGAGAAGAGCUACCUACGCCGCUAUGUUGUUGGCUGAGCCAAGAAUCCAGGAACCAGUCUUCUUGGUUGAGAUUCAGUGUCCAGAAAACGCUAUCGGUGGUAUUUACUCCGUUCUUAACAAGAAGAGAGGUCAGGUUAUCUCUGAAGAACAGCGUCCAGGUACUCCAUUGUUCACCGUCAAGGCUUACUUGCCAGUUAACGAGUCUUUCGGUUUCACCGGUGAAUUGAGACAGUCUACCGGUGGUCAAGCUUUCCCACAAAUGGUCUUCGACCACUGGGCUACUCUCGGGACUGACCCACGUGACCCAACCACCAAGUCUGGUGAGAUUGUCACUGCCGCCAGAAAGAGACACGGUAUGAAGCCAGAGGUCCCAGGUUACGAAGAAUACUACGACAAGUUGUAAGAAGCUUAACGCUUCUGCUGUUGUAAAGCUGUUUUAGUACUUGCGUUUCUGCACGUUUUCCGUCGGUUUGCCGACUAAUAAAUUAUUUUAAAAACUUGGGUUGUAGGGGAGUUUAGGUUUUUGCGGAGAUAUUUCCUUUGUUGAGGGUUGGCUGGGAUUUAAUAUUUAGGGGUUGUUGAUUUAUAUGUAUAAGCACCCUUUGACAGUCAAUACAGAUGGUGGACCGUGGGGUUUCGAUUUUAUCUAAUUGUAACGUUGCCUGUCUCAAGACGUUGAUAGUUUAAUCGUA
Molecule: messenger RNA, 2816 nt
Organism: Babjeviella inositovora NRRL Y-12698
Lineage: Eukaryota; Fungi; Ascomycota; Pichiomycetes; Serinales
Gene: EFT2
Product: elongation factor 2
Exons: 1
Coding region: 23-2527 (834 amino acids)
Biological process (GO): translational elongation
Cellular component (GO): ribonucleoprotein complex; cytosol
Molecular function (GO): GTPase activity; ribosome binding; translation elongation factor activity
Source: RefSeq, a predicted model, not a curated record